AGACGCCUAUUCUGUGUGUUUUUCCCCCAGUCUCUUCGCGACAGUUUUUGGGAUGCACUGCUGAAAGAACCGCGUUCGAGGACACCAGCGGAUGUUGAAAUCCUCGUGGAGAACGUCCAGAAGCUUCCUGCCUUUUCCAGUCUCUCCAGCGGGACGCGAUACGCCCUGUGUCGCCUCAUGUUGGUGGCGGUGGUUCGCGAGGCCGGGCAGGUGGUUCUCUCUGACGGUGAAAUCCUCGACACGUGGUCCGUCAUUCUCAACGGCACUGUUGAGGUGGUGGAGGCGGACGGAACGAUUCGUGAGUUGACCAGCGGCGACGCAUUCGGUGACGCGGCCUCGACGGUGGUGCCACCGCCUCAGCGUCAUCGCGGCCAGAUGCGCACGGUGACGGAGGAUUGCCAAUUCGUGUGCGUCGCGCAGGCCGACUACUUGCGCAUCAUGGCGCAGGCGGCGGACGCUGAGGUGCCCGAACUCGAGGAGGAUGGUGGAAGGGUGGUUCUGGUGUACGAGGACAUCAAGAAGGAGCAACAGUGCGGCACUCCAGAGAAGUUGAUUGACCACCUGAAAUGUCCGGAGCCUGGGGACCCAAGCUAUCCGGAGGACCUUCUCUUGACGUAUCGCACGUUCCUGCCAACUCCGGCGCUUUUGGCCUCCGAUGCCUCGACGGAUCGUGCUCUGCGCGCGCGCAUCCAGCGCUACGUGCUGCUGUGGGUGCACAACCACCCCGAGGACUUCCACGAUCGUCCAGCGAUGCUUCGCUUCCUCUCCCGCUUCAGCGACCUCCUGCAGAGGGAAAGCGGCAUUCGACGGCUCCUGCACUUGGCCUGUUCCACGAAGGCCCGCCAACGCAUCGUUGAGGUCAAGAGGGGUGACGACGAGGGUCUGCGAAGGGGUGACCAAGUGAACACCGUCCAACACAGCUCCGUUGAGGGCAUGUCGCUGGCCCAAUUGGCCUCGGUGCUCGCGUCGAUCGUGAUGAAUGGUGUGAACCAGAGGCAGGCACCGGGCAGCACUAGCAAUCGAGCUACUGCUCGUUUUUUGACUCAAAUUGCACACAGGGGAGACCCAUUGGCCUUCCGGAAUGUUCAGCACAUUCGGGCGUUGCACUCCCCCCGACCUGCGUUUUCGCAUAAAGCGCGGAUUUUUAGUGUCAUUGUUUGA
Mesocestoides corti is the source of this 1161-nucleotide messenger RNA. NCBI's taxonomy places the organism in Eukaryota, Metazoa, Platyhelminthes, Cestoda, Cyclophyllidea, Mesocestoididae. The record is from the annotation of a GenBank genome assembly.